AUGUGUGCUGCUGAACUGUGUCAAAACGAUUUUAGAGAUCAAUUCCACAACAGCGUUAUUGUCAUUUUCGAAAACUCUACUAAAAGUAUGUAUUUUCGUUCAUUGCUAUUAAAAGAACUAUCCAAUCAAAAGAAGCCGUACUACAUCUUAUCUCUGACGAAAUCAAUACCAAAUUUUAGAACAAAAUAUACAGGUAUAUUAAAAUAUUUACUAUUAGAAAUUUCGUCUGUUGAUAAAUUUAAAGAAAGUAUUAGUACAAUGAGAAUACUACCAGGUUGGAACCCCAAAGCGAAUUUUUUAAUUGUAUCAUUUACAGUAUUUAAAAAUUCCAAAAUGAUUGCGAAUAUAAUUUUCAACUUACUUUUAAAAGAAGAUAUAGUACCAACAGCUGUUGUACUAAUAGACCAAGAUACAAAGGCCUUUAAUAUCUUUACAACUGUAUUAAAUGCCAAAGCACCAACGUCAAUUGCUUGUAGAAGAGUAGUAAAAGAAAAUGCAAAGUAUUACCACACUACAUUUUCAAAUAACACUUUUAAAAGAGUUAGAGCCAAAUUCUACCCCUUUCCUCCUUUUGUUAUAUACAAUGGUACUUCUUUUGACAUGAAGCAUCCAGGAAUAGAGAUAAAGCUGUUACGAACAUUAGCGCAAACAUGUAACCUGACUGUGGAAUACUACUUAUCUGAUCCUAAAUGUACUAAAGGAGAAGUUUUUGAUAACGGAACUCUAACAAAAGAUUUUAAAGAGUUGCAUGAGAAUAAAUACGAUGUAAUUACGGGUGGAUAUGUUGUUACAUAUCCUAGAGCACUGUACUUAAAUCCUAGCGCUGCCUACAGCACCGAUGAGUUGAUAUGGUGUGUUCCAAACAGCCAAUAUUACAAAUACAACAUAAACAUUCAACUAGUGGUACUCAUGGUUGGCCUGCUAAUACCUGUAGUCUUAGUGGUUCUUAUUUGGUAUGCUAACAGAAGCAAAGAAGCAAGAUUGAAGUUUGGUACAUCUGUAGAAGGAAUCAUCCUAAAUAGCUUUUCCAUAUGUUUAUUUGUUGCUAUUCCACAACUGCCAAAAACUGACAGAUUAAGAUACUUGGUUGGUUUGUUAAUUAUUUUUGCAUUUUUUUGCACUACCAUGUUCACUACGACUAUAACAAGUUUAUUUAUAAGAAAAACACCAUCACAAAAAUUUGAUUCCAUGGAAAAAUUAUACAAAAGCAAUUUGAAAACUUAUUAUACGACAAACACCUUCCACUAUUUCAGUCAUGUGUUUAUUCCAGGAAUAUCCAGAGCGGAACUAGCACAAAGAAAAAUUGAUUGUUCAGAUACACUUAAGUGCUUGAAUGCUGUCGCAGAAGGGGACUCAGCCGUUGUGAUUUCGAAAUACAAUGUUGAAUAUUUAAUGAUGACACCAAUGAAGUGGCUGGGGGGUGGAGAAGGAGAUGGCAUAAUAAAAGUUGAAAUGGAUCGUGGGCCUCAUCGUACUCAGGAUGAUGCUGCAGUUGGCUAUAUUUUUCAAAGGCCACCUGACCCAGAAUUCCAUUCCUUUGGUCCAAAGCAGCAGAGAUGGGCUGGAGAUGAAGGCAUUAUUGAUAAUCAACAUGAUCAAAAAUGGAAAUACCCAACCGUGGUGAACAACAAGGUGGCCACUCCUCCGAACAGUAUCUCGUACAUGGGCAGUGCCGGUGCUGCCGCCGCGGCCGCGAUGGCCCCUCUCUACGACAUGGGAGCUCCGAACAUCAACAAAACCCUUCAACCGCACGAACAGCAGUACAUCUACAUGCCCAAUCAGAUGCCACCUCCUCCAACGGCGGGUAUGCCACUGCACCAUGCGCCUUAUAUGCCUCCUCAGAGUUUAACGCAGCAGCUGCAUCAGCAGCAACAACAACAGAUGAGGCAUCAGCAAGCACAGCUCGGUGAUCCGUACAGAUCCUUAUUUACACAUCACACCAAAAUCAAUCCUAGGUCUAUCAAAUUUUACUGUAGGAAAUAUUCGGUUGUUCAUAUAGUCAAGCUGGCAAUUACAGAUCUGUUCUGGUUGACAUUUUGUAGUGUUCAAGGUGUUAUUAGAACGAACGUAGUUUUGACGAGGUGGGGCAGGACUCAAAUAGAUAUGAUCGGCCUGUUGAUAAAACUAAGAAAUAGAACGUUUUUAACUUUUAACCAAACCUUCCCUAUUUAG
Molecule: messenger RNA, 2172 nt
Organism: Diabrotica balteata
Lineage: Eukaryota; Metazoa; Arthropoda; Insecta; Coleoptera; Chrysomelidae
Source: the annotation of a GenBank genome assembly